Monoraphidium neglectum is the source of this 1821-nucleotide messenger RNA. RefSeq lists its product as hypothetical. Gene Ontology annotation, molecular function: protein binding. The record is from RefSeq and is a predicted model, not a curated record. Gene Ontology annotation, cellular component: CCR4-NOT complex. NCBI's taxonomy places the organism in Eukaryota, Viridiplantae, Chlorophyta, Chlorophyceae, Sphaeropleales, Selenastraceae. The transcript has 2 exons. Bases 1 to 1821 code for a protein of 606 amino acids. Gene Ontology annotation, biological process: negative regulation of translation; mRNA catabolic process.
AUGGAGAGGGUCCGCCCCCUGCUGGAGCGCCGCAGCGGCGCGGCGCCCGCCGCCGCUUCCGCCACCGCCGCCGCCGCCGCGCCGCGCGGCGACGCGAUGCCGGACCCGCGCCUGCUGCUGCGCCUGCUGCGCGCCCGGCUGGCGCUCGCGGCCGGGUACCCCAAGGCGGCGCGGCGGGACGUCAAGCCGCUGCUCUCGCAGCUGCCGCGCUGCGAGGCGGCGAUCAUGCUAAAGGCGCAGCUGGACGCGGCCCGUGGGCACCCGCGGAAGGCCCUCCGCACGCUGGGGCCACUGCUGGGGGCGGGCGCGGCCGGCGGCAGCGGGGACGGCGGCGGAGGGGGCGGCGUGCUCGGGCGGCCGGCGGCGCGUGUGCCUCUGCUGUGCAAUUUGGGGUUGCUGCAUCACCAGUUUGGGAAGCACCAGGUGGCGGCGCUGUACCUGUCAAAAGCGCUGUCAGAAGCAGCCAUAGUGCCGGCCGGCUGCACCGCCCCCUGCGCUACAGCGGCGACGCCGUCGGCGCCGGCGACGCCCGGUAUCGGACGGGAACCGUCGCGUCAGCGGCAGCAGCAACGGCAGCAGCAGCAGCAGCAGCAGCAGCAGCAGCAGCAGCAGCAGCAGCAGCAGCAGCAGCAGAGGCGGCAGUUUGGUGGGUUGUGGCCGGACCACAGUCAUGCCCUGCAAUACAACCUGGGGCUGCAGCACCUGAUGCUGGGGAACUGGCAGGCGGCCCUCGAGUGCUUCGACGCAGCGGGGCAGCGGUACUUCAUGCAGCCGCUCCUGUGGCUGCGCAUGGCGGAGGCCAGCAUCGGGCUGCACCUACUGGGCGCAGAGAGAGCGCGCGCCGCGCAGCUCCGGGCGCGGGACGAAGCGCGCGGGGACGAGGCGGCCGCGGCCGAGGCAGAGGCGCGGCUGGACGGGCAGCGGCGGGACGAGGGCGGCGGCGGCGGCGGCGGCGGCGGCGGUUCUGCGGCGGCGGCGUUGGCGGCGGCGCUGGAGGGCGCCGGCGGGCAUCCGCUGUUGGAGGGGGUCAUCGGGUCGGGGCCGCGCCGCCGGCUGUUGCUGCCGUCGGGGCAUGCCUUUGGCGCCGAGGGCGCCUGCGACGGCGGCGGCGGCGACGGCGGCACGCCGGCGUGGUCCGAGGGCCCUCUGGGCGCCGCGCUGCUGCAGCUGCAGACGGCGGCGGCCUUGCUGCAGGACCUGAAAGCAGAAGCCGCUAAAGAGGUCGAGGAGGCCGCCUCUGCCGCCGCGGCGGCGGCCGCGCUCGGCGGCGGCGGCCCGCUGCCGCCCAACGGCGCUCGCGGAGAGGGCGACGGCGACGGCUCGCCCGGCGCGGACGGGCGCCGCUUGAGCGACGACCAUUUUGGCGCCAGUGGCAGCCCCGGCGCCGCCGCGGCGGCGGCUGCUGUCGGGCCGCGGGUGCUGUCCGACUGCCCGCCUGCGGAAGAGCUGGAGGCCGCCGGGCAAGCCAUCUACGCCAACCUUUCCUACGUCCACUUGCUCAGGGACGACCCUAUCCCUGCCCUGGCAGCUGCUCGGCAGCUGCUCGCGUGCAGCGGCCUCAGCGCGCAGCAGCACUACCUCGGCUCCUGCUACGCCGCCGAGGCGCACUGCAUGCUGGGGCGGCCGGAGGAAGCUGCGGAGCAGCUGCACGCGCACCUGCGGCUCUUCCAUGGCGCGGGCAGCGGUGCAGGAGACGGCGCCACUGACGGCGCCAUGACGUCAGCCGCGCCGUCGGCCGGUGGGGCGGCAGCUUCCACAAGCAUCAAGUCCGACGACGACGCGGCGGGUGCGCGCGAGUGUACGAUCCUGCACAACCUCUAA